AUGAAUGAAAGCUGUGAUAAUUACUCGGCUAAUGUCACAAUCUUGAACGACUUGGAGAAUCACGACAUUGAAAGUCCAUGGGCACUACAGUGGUCAUGGACCGAAGACGAAAUCCUAUUGAGCACUGUGGGUGUUAAAGGUAAACAACAUGUGGCUGUUAAAGGUAAAAAACAUGCCAAUAACUCGGUAGGUGGCUACACCUUCAAUUAUGUGAAAAUAGAACCAAACCGUUGCAAGGGCUGUGUGAUUCCUUCGUCGUUUAGAGAAGCCGACCUUGCGAAAAGCUCAUCGUCAUUCCAAAUUAAUGUUGGCCGAGCUGGUAUUGGAUAUAAUAAGCCGUGCGGUAAUGGUGUUGGAUAUUUUGAGUGGCCAAGAUCGGUCAGCUUUACCUCACCAAGAACGAAUUACAUAUGUCUUCCAUUGAUUUCAAGUAAAACUCGGGGUUAUAUGAAUACUUGGAGUAUGAGUUGCGGUCGUCGCGACAAACCUAAAAGAAAGUUCUACAAGAUUCAUAACAACGAUAACUUAUGA
Messenger RNA from Eutrema salsugineum, 531 nucleotides. RefSeq lists its product as uncharacterized. Bases 1 to 531 code for a protein of 176 amino acids. The record is from RefSeq and is a predicted model, not a curated record. Lineage: Eukaryota; Viridiplantae; Streptophyta; Magnoliopsida; Brassicales; Brassicaceae. The transcript has 2 exons.